Messenger RNA from Penicillium samsonianum, 996 nucleotides. Its product is annotated as NAD(P)-dependent alcohol dehydrogenase. The transcript is spliced from 2 exons. The record is from RefSeq and is a predicted model, not a curated record. Gene Ontology annotation, molecular function: zinc ion binding; alcohol dehydrogenase (NADP+) activity. NCBI's taxonomy places the organism in Eukaryota, Fungi, Ascomycota, Eurotiomycetes, Eurotiales, Aspergillaceae. Gene Ontology annotation, biological process: alcohol metabolic process. Bases 1 to 996 code for a protein of 331 amino acids.
AUGAGCGUCACUUUUGAGGUUUUCCGCGGCUCCAAGGAGGGCAAGAUCGUGGCCGACAAGACCACCCGCACCCUACAGCCCAACGAGGUCUACAUCGAGACAACACACUCCGGUCUCUGUGGCACAGACGAGCACUACCUCUCUUCCGGCAUGGCUCUCGGCCACGAGGGUGUCGGUAUCGUUCGCCAGCUCGGCCGGGACGUCACCAAUGUCAAGGUUGGAGCGCGUGUCGGAUACGGAUACACACACUACGUGUGUGGAAACUGUAACAAGUGCUUGACGGGCUGGGACCAAUACUGCGAGAAUAAGAAGGAAUAUGGCUCACACAACCACGACUUGGGCUCGUUUAGUGGCGGUAUCGUUUGGGACGCCGGAUGCGUCGUCCCCAUCCCGGAUGGCUAUGACUCCGCCGAUGCCGCGCCCUUGAUGUGCGCCGGCGCCACCGUCUGGACCUGUCUCACAGAGUACGGCGUCAAGCCGACGGACCGCGUGGCGAUCAUGGGCAUCGGUGGUCUGGGCCACCUGGCUAUCAAGCUCGCCUCGGCGAUGGGCUGCCACGUCGUUGUUUUGUCCAGCUCAGAGGCGAAGCGUGAGGAGGCCUUCGGGUUCGGCGCGUCCGAGUACCACGUAUUCCGUAAGGGUGAGGAAAUUAAGGACUUCAAGCCUGUGAACCACCUUCUGCUCUGCGGCAGUGCCAACGUCGACUACUCCAGCCUCAUCCCGCUUAUGGAUGUGCACGGCUCAAUCUACCCCCUCACUGUCGACUUUGCUCCCUCGCCCGUUCCCCUUCUGUUCAUGAAUGUUAAGGGCAUCCGUAUCCAGGGUUCGCUUGUUGCGUCGCGCAAGAGUCUACGCACAUUGGUUGAGUUCGCUGCCGAUAAGAAGAUUACCCCGACUACCAUGACCUUCCCCUUGACCAGAGAUGGUGUCGAGGCUGCUAUGCAGACUCUGCGUGAUGGAAAGAUGAGAUACCGCGGUGUUCUGGUUCGGGAGUAA